This is a messenger RNA of Meriones unguiculatus (Mongolian gerbil), 4283 nucleotides long. Its product is annotated as zinc finger protein 616-like. The record is from RefSeq and is a predicted model, not a curated record. The coding region runs from base 1014 to 3680 and encodes 888 amino acids. Gene Ontology annotation, molecular function: DNA-binding transcription factor activity, RNA polymerase II-specific; RNA polymerase II cis-regulatory region sequence-specific DNA binding. Lineage: Eukaryota; Metazoa; Chordata; Mammalia; Rodentia; Muridae. Gene Ontology annotation, biological process: regulation of DNA-templated transcription. The transcript is spliced from 6 exons.
UGUUGUUGCUGUCGGGACAGCACCGAGGUUGGGUUCUGCCGCUGGGCGCCCUUGGGCGGAAGUCGCAGGGCCCCGGCGUGCGGCGUGCGGAGCUCUCUGCGCUACGGUGUGAGGUCGCGGGGGCCGUGCUGUGCUGCUGAGCGCUGGGGUGAGAGUCUUGUAGGAGUCGAGAGAGCGUGGUUGCUGCGUCGCGCUGCUCUCCGACCCAGCAGUGGCCUGCUAGAAGAGAAAAAGUAGAUAUAAAUGGAAAAUGAGAUCAUUCGUGGCUUGGGCUCAGUUUGGGAAGACCAGCCAUUCUCAGUCAGCCUGUCGCUUCUCACAAAAGCCAGGGGAAGCGCGUGUGUACAGUUAGCAGUGGGCACAGUCCCCAGAGCUGAUUGCCGAGCUUUGUGCAGGCAGCAAGGCUUUUAGGAUGGGAGCAUUUCAUCGCCAGCAGGCAGUCUCCUGUAGGGAACUGGAGAUGCAAAAACAAACGUCUAAAAGGCAGAUCCUAAGCCCUGGGUCCACUUUACAUGACGGCUGAGGUCCUCUGCAGAUGAGGUGGGGCAGUGCUGCCUCCGCUGAGGAUCCUACGGUCAGUGACUGGCUUCUGAGCAGAAUGAUGCUGUGUCCUUACUGGGCACUGCCCUUUGGGCCUCACUGUUGAGUUUGUUUUACAGGUUUCCUCUGGAAACCCGUAAAUUGCCGUCUCUCGUGAACAUUUCUUGGCUGACAAAGUCGUGAUGUUCUCUGGAACUGGGUAUGCCCGUGUUUAACCAUAUGGUCUCCACUUUGGAGGUUACGGAAAGUCCAGGAUGUCAGUGAGCACUCCCUGUUUCCCGUGAAUAGGCCCUGCGGGUCCGCAGAGCUUCCUGUCACUUCAGAAUCUCAAUGCCCGUGGUCCACACCUGCACUCUCACCUGACCACAGCCAGAUGGCCUCUCUGUUCAGCUGCUCUCCUGAGAAAAUCUAGACACUCAGCCAGCUUCCAGUGCCUGAGAAAACUGGCCAAGAGAAGAAACAUAUUUGCUGACAUGAAAUUGUCCCAGAAGCCCCAGACACUGAGCCCACAGGAGCAGGACGGGACAUGUGAGAGAUUGGUGACCUUUGAGGAUGUGACGGUGGACUUCAGCCAGGAGGAGUGGCGGUGCCUGGACCCUGCCCAGAGACGCCUGUACCAGGACGUGAUGCUGGAGAUCUACAGCCACCUCUUGUCAGUGGGAUAUCCUAUUCCCAGCCCUGGCGCCAUCUUCAGGAUAAAGAAAAGAAAGUCACAGAUAGGAGAGGCUAAGUCCCCACAUCAGCACUGUUGGUGUCAAGAAGUGGAAUCAAAAUUUUAUACCCCUCAACAGAAAGUUGCUGAGAAUGCAGCAUUUCAAACUAGUAAGGCAAGUGCAAUCACAAGACAUGGUUUGUGGUGCGCUAUUUUAAAGGAAUUAUGGCAAGUUCCUGACCCUACAAAAAGAGACCAGCCAAAUCAGAUCCCACCCUGGAGCCCUGGUGCUCUUCUCAACAAGAAAACACAGAGCACAGACGGAGACUCUGAAUGUAAAGAGCCUGGGAAAAACACUCCUUUGGUGUCCAGCCUUACUUCUACACAAACGGGAGUUCCAAAGUUACUUGCAAAAUGCUUCAAAUGUAACCAUGAAGCAAGUGGUGAUGAUCAAAGCAACGUCACAAAACAGCUUAAUGGUAUUGCUACAACUGGUCAGCUCUUCACACAAGACUCUGCCGAUGCCAGCUGUCUAACUCCUCACGAAGGACAGAAUUCAUGCAAAGGUAACCAGGGCAGGAAAGUUCCCAUCCAUAAACAACCACUUCCACAGCAAGAAGUCCGUUCUCAAGAGAAGCCAGAUGAUCGCACUGAGUGUGGAAAGGUCUGCUGUGACGUGCCCGCUUUGUGUGAACAGCGGGCAGCUGACACCGGCGGGAGCCCCUUCGUCUGCCGUAAGUGUGGGAAGGCCUUCCUCCGGAAGUCAGAGCUGACCUCCCAUCAAGAAACUCACACGGAGAAAGCUUAUGAGUGUCCAGACUGUGGGAAAUGCUUCAGUCGCACUUCCAACCUGCAGGUCCAUCAUCGAAUCCACACCGGAGAGAAGCCUUACGAGUGUCGUGAGUGCGGGAAGGCCUUCAACAACACCUCCCAGCUGAAGGUGCAUUCUCGAACACAUACGGGGGAGAGACCGUACGUGUGCCCCGUGUGUGGGAAAGCCUUCAAGCAGAAGUCCAUCCUCAGCACGCACGAGACGAUUCACACGGGGGAGAAGCCUUACCAGUGCGCCGCUUGUGGGAAGUUAUUCAGCUGCACGUCCCGACUGAAGGUGCAUUACCAGAUUCACGUGAAGGAGAAGCCUUACGAGUGCGGUGACUGUGGGAAAGCCUUCAAGCGGAAGUCAAGCCUCACCGUUCACCAGAAAAUCCACGUUAGACGAGGGCACCACGUGUGCAGUGAGUGUGGCAAAGAGUUCAGCCAGAGGUCAGAACUCGGCGCACACCAGAGGCUCCACCUGGCGAAGGAUUCGCACGGGUGCAGCGACUGCGGGAGGUCGUUCGCCUACGCCUCCCAGCUGAAGAUGCAUCGUCGCGUCCACACGGGGGAGAAGCCCUACAAGUGCCGGGAGUGUGGGAAGUCGUUCACCUACUCCUUCACCCUGAACGUGCACCGCCGCAUUCACAGAGUGGAGAAGCCUCACCAGUGCAGCAUCUGUGGGAAAGCCUUGGCUUCCAAGUACCAGCUCGAAGAGCACGAGCGGAUCCACACGGGAGAGAAACCUUACGUGUGCACCGGGUGCGGGAGAGGGUUUCACGGUCGCUCGGGCUUCCUGAGACACCAGAUAACUCACACCAGGGACAAGCCUUUCGCCUGUCACAAAUGCGGCAAGGCCUUCUUCCAGCGCUCACAGCUGACGUCUCAUCAGCAGACCCACACGGGGGAGAGGCCUCAUCAGUGCCGGUACUGUGGGAAAUCUUUCAGCCACACAUCCCAGCUGACAGUCCACCACCGGAUUCACACGGGGGAGAGGCCGUACAAGUGCAGCCACUGUGGGAAGGCCUUCAGCAACUCCUCCCAGCUGAAGGAGCACCUCCGGAUUCACACCGGGGAGACACCGUACGCCUGUUCUGAAUGUGGGAAGGCCUUCAGUCGGAGAUCAUCCCUCAAUCUACACACAAAAAUCCAUACUGGGGAAAAACACCAUCUGUGUGGUGAGUGUGGGAAAGCCUUCAGUCAGAAGUCGGUACUUCGGACACACCAGAGAACACACACUGGGGAAAAGCCUUACAAAUGCAGUGAGUGUGGGAAAGCCUUGGCUUCAAAGGGCCAACUCCGAGAUCAUGAGCGAAUCCACACGGGCGAGAAACCCUAUGUGUGCGCCGAGUGUGGCAAGGGUUUCUUUGGCAGGUCAUCUUUGCACAGACACCAGGUCACUCACACUAAGGAGAGACCUUUUGUCUGUCAAAAAUGUGGGAAAGGCUUCAUCCAGAAGUCAGCACUGACAUCUCAUCAGCAGAUUCAUACAGGCCAGAAACCCUACGUGUGCCCCGAAUGUGGGAAGGGCUUCUACAAUAAGUCGUCUUUGCCUAGACAUCAGAUGACUCACAGUAGGGGGAGGUCUUUCGUCUGCCAAAAGUGUGGGAAGGCGUUCCUUCAGAAGUCUGUGUUGAAGUGCCAUCAGCGGACUCACGCUUGCAAGAAGCUGUAGGAAUGCCACAGGAAAUUGUUCCAUAAUGCAUCCCGUUGAUUAAGGUCCAUCAUCCUUCCCACAUAGAAGUGCGGAGAAGACUGGAAGCCAUCUGGCAGUGUGUCCCAGCUAGAUGAGCAGCUCUGCAUUCAUACUGGGGAAAGGUCCUCGUGUGUUCCGAAUGUCUGAAGGCCUCCAACAGAACGAUCAGAAUAAAUGCCAAGCAAUUUAUGCCAGAGACAAUUCCUUUAGGUUCAGUUCCAAGAAAUGUGUUCAUAGUCGGCAAACAUAUUCCUCGCUGAAGUUUCAUCCUUCAAUUACUUGAAGAGAACUUACUGUACAUUAUAGCUCUGUACUUUAGAGAUCUAGAUGUACACUGCUGGUUUAUAAACAUAUUAUUUGUAGGAGACAUUUGUAGUAUGAUUAUGGAUUUUAUCCUAGGAGGAAACCCUAAAGCAAUGGGCUGAGAAAAGUUACUGUAUAGAAAAUGACAGAAGACACAUUGUUACCAGACUGUAGAAAAGUUCUUGGAAUUUUCUAUCAACAGUAUCACUAUUUAUUGUGGGAUAAUAAUAUUUUUAUAAUGCAAAAAAAGGAACUGAUAAAGACAGUGAUCUCUGUCAA